Messenger RNA from Strongylocentrotus purpuratus (purple sea urchin), 5505 nucleotides. RefSeq names its product polypeptide N-acetylgalactosaminyltransferase 13. Gene Ontology annotation, cellular component: Golgi apparatus. The transcript has 11 exons. The coding region runs from base 260 to 1993 and encodes 577 amino acids. NCBI's taxonomy places the organism in Eukaryota, Metazoa, Echinodermata, Echinoidea, Camarodonta, Strongylocentrotidae. The record is from RefSeq and is a predicted model, not a curated record.
CAUUUCCUCGUUCUUGGUGUGUACACAAACUACGUGGCUUCUCGUUGUGAUUUAGCGUAAGAAGUAACCUUCCUCUCAUUGCUUUACCUUCUGAUUCAUGUGUAUGAAAUUAGAUCCAAUUGACGAGCAGACCGGAUCAUCCAAAUACAGAAGUGGAACAUGACCCGUUCAUGACAACGAGCGAAACAACAACGUUGGUGAUUUCAUAUUCCAAAGAAAUAAGCCACUCGGAAGAGGCUUACAAGAACUACCUGUAAACAUGUUGCCUAGAAGAAGACAAUGUAAAAUUAUCAUAGCCACAUCGCUAUUUUGGAUCUUUGUGGACUUUGUCUUAUUAAUGUACUACACUGCGCCCUGCGUCGGACCUAAAUGUCAACAGCCCACCAACGAGGAUGGAUCGGGCCCCAUCAAGAGGAUUAUUGACAGAGCUAAUAAGUGGAUGAAUGAAUUACCAGAGGAGAGAAAACAAAUGGAGAUACCAAAGCCUGUAAAUUUAGAUGGCCCGGGCGAGAUGGGCAAACCCGUUAUUAUAGAACCGGAGGGGAAAGCGGAGUCUGAGCGGUUAUGGCCCAUCAAUGAAUUCAACUUGAUGGCCAGCGAUAGGAUAGCACUCAACAGAUCAUUGCCUGAUGUUAGGCCCAGAGGUUGUGCCAACAAAGUUUAUCCCAAGAAACUUCCAACCACCAGUGUUAUUUUGGUGUACCACAACGAAGCGAGGAGCACCCUCCUGCGGAACGUUCAUAGUAUCAUCAACCGAUCACCUCACGACCUCCUAGCGGAGAUCAUCCUGGUUGACGAUGCCAGCGAUCAAGAACAUCUAGGAAAAAGCCUGGAGGAUUACAUCGCCAAGCUACCCGUGUCCGUCUACGUUGUGAAGAUGAAGGGCCGCUCUGGUCUGAUCCGAGCCAGGAUGGCAGGGGCAGCCGUGGCCAAGGGACAGGUCCUUACCUUCCUGGACUCUCAUUGUGAGGUGACGGAAGGAUGGUUGGAGCCCAUGCUUGCCAGGAUCGCUGAAGACAGGACGACAUCUGUUUGCCCGGUCAUCGACGUGAUCAGUGAUGACACCUUUCAGUACCAGCACGGUAACGACCCUCAGAUGGGCGGCUUUGGUUGGUCCCUCUUCUUCAAGUGGUUUCCGGUUCCUAAGAGGGAACAGAUCAGGAGGAAAGGAGAUCCAACUGAACCAGUCAGGUCUCCCACAAUGGCCGGUGGUCUGUUUGCCAUAGACAAGAGCUACUUUGAGGAGCUAGGACAGUACGAUCCUGGCUUCAACAUCUGGGGUGGAGAGAAUCUGGAAUUGUCUUUCAAGUUGUGGAUGUGUGGCGGUAAGCUGGAGUUCAUCCCUUGCUCCCACGUGGGCCACGUUUUCCGCAAGAAGUCUCCCUACCACUUCCCCCCUGGCACCAACUACGUCAACAAGAACAACAAGCGACUUGCCGAGGUCUGGCUGGACGAGUACAAGAACUUCUACUACAGGAUAUCGCCCUCUGUGGCCAAGACGGAUCCAGGAGAUAUCUCGGAUCGGUUGAACCUAAGGAAGAGCCUGAGCUGCAAGUCAUUCAAGUGGUAUUUGGAAAACAUCUAUCCGGAAUCAUCAUGGCCAGUCAACUACCAGUUUAUGGGUGAAGUGAGGAACACAGAGGCUCAUGUCUGUCUGGAUACUAUGAUGAAGGAGGCUGGUAAUAAAGUGGGUCUGUAUGGAUGCCAUGGGCAAGGAGGAAACCAGAUUUGGGCCUUUACCAAGAACAACGAGUUGAGGCAUGACGAUCUUUGUCUGGAUGUAGCGCGAGGAGGACCCGUCAUGAUGCUGAGCUGCCAUAUGCAGGGAGGAAAUCAACAUUGGAACUAUGAUGAAAAGUCGAAAGAGAUGAAACACAGCAGUGGCCUGUGCCUUGAUCUGAGCGACAAGUCAAAGGAGGAGCCUAGCGUUCAGGCUUGCAACGGAAAGAAGUCACAAAAAUGGGACCUUAAGACGCUCGACUUGAUAAGUUAAGAGUACCUAAGGCAAAGCAGAGGUGGUAUUUUUUUUUAGUGAUAGCCUUUUCCAAAUGUUGAUUGAAGAACGUGUGAAAGGUUUUGAAUGAGAAACAGUAUGACAUGCUGCUUCUGACAACUGAUUGUGAAUACCUCCUAAAAUCAACACAGGACUUCACACUCAAGGAGGCACCCAAACUUUUAAUGAGAUAUCUAAAUACAAGGAUAUAAAUAUAUCAAUUUUGUUUCUAUCUGAGGUAGACAAUACAAAAGCAUUUUAUGAUUUUUAAUCGAUUUGGAGUUUUCAAUUAACAAUUAUGCGAUAAGUUUUUUCCUGUGAGGUUGAACUGGCAAAAUCGAAGGUAUUUGGUAAUUUUGUGUCCCAUAUUUUACCAAACAUCAUCGAGUUAUGAAAAACAAUCUAUUUUAUGAGUAUCAUCUUUUGGUAAUAUUUGUUCUUAGAUGCUCUAGUAGAGCUACUGUACAUGUAUACAAUCAAUUUAACCCGCAAAUAAAUCAAAUUAUUUGAUGUUUAUGUUGUCUUGAACAAUGGGAUAAAUCUCUACCUUUGAUUUACCCUAAAACAAGCACAUGUGAUGUCUUUUUAUGGAUUCUAGUUUAUUAGACUUGUCGAAUGUCGUCGCGGCAAGGUAAAGAAGAGCAAUAAGGUUUCGUUUUAGACAACAAAUGAUCAGCUGAUGUGACUUAAAUUUUUUGUAGUAUUCUUUUUUGUAUUUUUUUAGAUUAUGAAUAGAAUAUGAAUGCUCUUUAUCCAUCCAUUUUGAGAAAGUUCCAAUUUAUGUUGUUUUGUCUUUAGUCAGGGGUAACUGUAAAACAAGAAUGUUUUGCAACAUCAAACUGUACCACGUUGAAUAAUGAUUGCCAUUUUCACAAUUUUUCUUCUUCUGUGAAUGCAUGUUGCAAUCAUUGUGACUCGAUCUAAUUUUGAUAUUUCACCGCGUGAUACUUUCUUGAAUUCAAACCACUUGUAAAAUUUGCGAAAGUUUCAUGCAUGCCAGAUUUCUUGGUUUUAAGGUAUUUGAUUUCCAUUUCUAUUGGGCGAUUUCUCUGUCUUUGAUAUUCGUUUUUUGUCAUGUGUUUGAUCAUCCGUCGUCAACUUGUUUCAAAAUUUAUUGUAGCAAGUUCAGAAGAAUUUAUGAUUGUACAUACCUGUCGUAGUUACCACCUCUUCAUAAAGGCCACCUUCUUAGAAUGGUCAUGCAGUUUGUCUCCCUUGAGAACGAAGUGUGUGUCAUAGAACCUGUCUAGAAAGGCCACCUGUCUGCAGUGGCCACCUUUUCUGUUUCUUAUGUUAAUGAUGUUUGAUAUCAUUUUUUUGACAAUGUUCGGGAGAUUUCAUAUCAUUCAAAACGUAUAGAGUCUAUCACGCUUUCUUUAGUCACUAGUAUUAUGAACUAGAUUAUACCAGUGUGAGCAAAUUUCAAACAUCAAAAAUCAAAAUGGGUAGAACUAAGACAUAAGAUGUAGAGGAGAGGUGUAUGAAUGCACACUGGUCUUUCUAGAUGUAGAUGUACGUGUAGAAGGAUGAUUUCUUGUGCUUUACAUUGAUUUUAUUCAAAGAAAAUUAUUUAAUGUCUUUCUUAAAUUGGUAGAUACAUAUACAGUUAGAUGUACAUUGUACAGUAUGUUUCUGGUGUUGAACAUUAGUGUGGCAGUGUGUGCGUGGUGGAAGAAAAGAGAUGAUGGUUGUGAUGUGGUAGGUUUUUUUUUAAUAUUUUAUUUUUUAUUGAUUACCGGUAUUAAAAAUCAAACACGCAAUGCUGUUUCGCCGCCCUGUGCCAGAUCUCCUUUUCUUUUUUCACCCAAUACAAGAAUGUGACUCUCAAAAAAUGCUACAAUUACAUGGUUAUUAUUGGCCUGCUAAACUGGUAAUGGUGAAGAAAGGGCAGUGGUAGACUCUUUUAAUAGCUCUAGAUAGGUCUUAUUCUACACAGUAUGUACACAAUUUGUAUAUUUUUUCUGAUCUUUUUCUUUCUAGCCUAAACAUCUUAACCUCAGUCCAACAUUACUUUAGUGCCAUCUCCAUACAUUGAUAAUUUGCAUAGCAUUUUUUAAUGAGUAGCACUCAAAUCAAACUUGAACAUAUAUCACAGAUUCAUCUUGUAUUUUUAUACUCUUUUUCUAUCUCUGUGUUUGGAAAAUAUUAGUACAGUUAUAUGUCAAUUUAUACACAUGUUCAUGAUCAUGCUAAAUUGCAAUUAUAUUGUAAUUAUUGUAUUCUGCGAUUUGUAAUUCUCCAUUUACAUGUAGUUUGUGUUUCCAUUUUUGCCAUAUUUUUUCCCCAUUAUAUUUAUGUUACUAAAUUGCUUUAUUGACCUAAAACUCAUACUUCACAUUAGUACAUUUGCUAUUCUAGUAUUGUUUAUCAUUUCAAGUGCAUUAUGCCUGUAAGAUAUGCAAUCAAACAUCUGCUCCUGUACUUUGAUUUGUAUUUUGAGGUUGCAGGCUAUUAGUUAUGUACAGUAUUUCUUCAUUUCUUAUUAGAAGAUUUUAAGCAAAAAGUGGGGGUCCCACACCAAGUCACUGUGAAUGUUUGAACUGAUAAAUAACUAUUGUCCCAUAGUGGCCAAUUUUGUAAAGGACUAAAUAAAUAAUCCUUUCUUCAUCAAAUUGGCAACACUGCUGUAUUUUUCCCUAAGUGACGAGUGUGACAGAAAAAUUUCACCUGUUUACCUGGGAGAGAUAGGAACGAAGAUUAUGGUUUGUUUUAUUAAAGAUAGUAAACAUUUUGAUUUUAUCAUUGUUGCCAAUUUGAAAAUUCAAAAUAUUUUCACCUCUUUUGAAUAUUCUUGGCAUUACACAAUCUUGUAUGCUGCAAGAAAAUAAAUGUGUACAUGUUGUGUUUGGUCCAGAGUAGAAGUUAGGAUAUAUCGCUUAGUGUACAAACUUGCCUCUGGAGCAGUUGUCACAGAAGUAUGUGCGGUAAACCAAACUAUACCUCGUUUAGGACUUGGUACUGCUUUGUAUUUGCUUUUGUAUAUUUUGAUUAGGAUGAUAUGCCUUUGGGUCCAUAUGCACAAUGGCUGCUCACAUGUUGUUUCCAUUUGUCAAAUGGCAUCCGAGCUGCAAUGUUUUAAACAUAUUUGUCUUUGAUAUCAUUUUUAUGUGGUAAAGCUUGCAUUGAAAGUAGUCUUAUUUAUUUCAUGUUUGGAGUAAGUACUGUUAACCUGUUUAGUGGUUUGCAAACUGUUGUUGCAUGCUUAAGGAGUGAACAGGGACCCGUUUCACAAAGCCUUUAUUCAAUGACAAAUGACAAAAAUCAGUGACAAAUCUGCUGAUAACCAAUCAGAAGCAAGGAUUUCACUAGCUCAUAACAAAAACUAUCAUUUGUCACUGAUGAUGAUGUUUGUGAAAUGGGGCCCAGAUUUAAACUUUCUUGUGUCGGCCUUUGCGCAGUUGGACCAAAGACGUUGAUGAAUGCUUCUGUUAAACUAAUCAACUCAAUGAUACAUGAUUUUAGUGCCUUAGCCAUGUCUGUAUUUGAAUUUUCUUGAACUGCAGAAUUUAAAA